Messenger RNA from Nothoprocta perdicaria, 1472 nucleotides. RefSeq names its product scavenger receptor cysteine-rich domain-containing protein SCART1-like. Lineage: Eukaryota; Metazoa; Chordata; Aves; Tinamiformes; Tinamidae. The transcript has 7 exons. Gene Ontology annotation, cellular component: membrane. The annotation marks the transcript as partial. The record is from RefSeq and is a predicted model, not a curated record.
AUGUUGGGGCACAACUCCCUGAUUAUUGGGGUUCACAACCAAGUCGGAUUUGUGCGCCUUGUCAGUGGGGACGGCACCUGCUCGGGCCGUGUGGAGGUCAGGCAGGGCCGACAAUGGGCCUCCCUCUGUGAGACACACAUGGACCUCAACACUGCCCACGUCAUCUGCAAGGAGCUGGGCUGUGGUGCAGCACUGGCAGUCACCAGUGCGGCACAUUUUGGGUCCGGAGCUGGGCCCAUCUGGGACGGGGGCUUUGAGUGUGCAGGCAACGAAUCCCUCCUGUCAGCCUGUGCCCGCAGCCUGCCCCAUKACCAGGGAUGCACCCACGCCAAUGACACCGGCAUCAUCUGCUCCCCCUACACGGACUUCAGGCUGGUGAACGGCAGCACGGCCUGUGCAGGGCGGGUGGAGAUGGAGGUGCGGGGCACCUGGCGCUCCCUCUGUGACACUGGCUGGGACGAGCACGAUGCCCAGGUGCUCUGCCACCAGCUUGGCUGUGGGUCUGUCACCUCUGUGCCCCGUGGAGGCUAUUUUGGGUCAGGGAGUGGCCCAGUGUGGCGGGACACCUUUCACUGCAGCGGGAUGGAGUCCCACCUGGGAGCGUGCCCUGCCACAGCACUGGGAAUCCCCGCGUGUUCUCCAGGCAACACCGCUGCAGUCAACUGCUCAGGGCCAAGUAGUGCUGAACCUCUGCGUCUAGUGGGUGGUGAGAGCCGUUGUGAUGGGCGCCUGGAAGAUUCCCUGGAUGGAGCCUGGGCCCGAGUCCUGGCAGAGCACUGGGACACCAGCAGUGCCAGCGUGGUGUGUCGACAGCUCAGCUGUGGCGUGGCACAAAAGGCCUAUACGGCUCCAGUGACAGGGCCAGYGUCCAGCCCCGUGAGGCUGAUGGGGCUGCGGUGCACGGGCACAGAGACUCGCCUGUCCCAGUGCAACAGCACGCUGCUUAAUGCCACCCCGGUCGGCCAACCCCAGGACGUGGUGCUUGUGUGCUCAGGUGACCGGCGGGUGCGGCUGGCAAGUGGCCCCAYGCGCUGUGCGGGCAGAGUGGAGCUCUAUGUGCAGGGCGCCUGGAACCGAGUCUGCGACGACAGCUGGGACCUCAGGGACGCCGCCGUUGUCUGUCGCCAACUGGGCUGUGGCAAGGCCCUGGCAACCCCCCUCUCAGCCCACUACGGCCAGGGCUCAGGGCCUGUGUGGCUGGAGCUCACAGACAUGCGACUCGUGGGUGAGAGCAGCUGCGCCGGUCGCCUGGAGGUCUUCUACAACGGCACGUGGGGCAGCGUGUGYGCCAACGGCACCAGCGCCCACACAGCUGCUGUGGUGUGUCGGCAACUGGGCACCGGGGAGCUGCGUCUGGUUGACGGAGGCAGCCGCUGUGCAGGACGUGUGGAAGUGAAGCACGAGGGCCAGUGGGGCACCGUGUGCAGCUACGACUUCCACUGGAAUGACCAUGCGGCCGCCGUGGUCUGCAG